Nicotiana tabacum (common tobacco) is the source of this 4381-nucleotide messenger RNA. Its product is annotated as histidine kinase 3. Lineage: Eukaryota; Viridiplantae; Streptophyta; Magnoliopsida; Solanales; Solanaceae. Gene Ontology annotation, molecular function: phosphorelay sensor kinase activity. Gene Ontology annotation, biological process: phosphorylation; phosphorelay signal transduction system. The record is from RefSeq and is a predicted model, not a curated record. Gene Ontology annotation, cellular component: nucleus.
AUUGGAUAGAGAUAACAGACCGUGGCAGCAGACAUUUCUACCACCACCACCAUAUUCCUUUCAUCUUUCCUUUUGCAGAUUCUUUAUAGCUUAGUUUUAGUGUUUUUAUGAUACGAACCAAAAUUCUUUCUUUUCUUCUCUCUCAUUAAGGGUACACAUAUUUACUCGCAAAGAAAUUACUUUGAGUACUGGCUAUCUCUUGAAACUCCACAAGUUGUGCAACUUACAAGAACCAAAACAAGCGUGUUAUUUUUGAUAUUUGCAUACUUUAAGGUACACAUUCUACAGAAGUUAAGACUUGGGUGUCAAAUUCUUUGUAUGUGGGAUCGUAAUUGUGUUUUUUUGCUUUAUCUAUGUCUGGUGUUUCUGACUUGAUAACUAGAAUUAAUUACCUUUGGAGAAUCUUGUUUUGGCCCAUUGUUUUUGUUUUUUUAGCUUUGUUUCAGUAGCUUACUGGGCAAUGAUCAAAAUUCUUGCUCGAAUCUUGAGGAUUCUUUCUUUGGCUUUUUGCUGUUUCUUAUCUUCUUCCUCAAUUCAGCAUUCCUCUAAUUUGAAGAAGAUAGCAUCAAAAAUUGACUUUCACUUGUUUUACUCUUUUAUUCCUCUACUUCCGAAUGUUUGAAUCUUUAGUGGUGUUAGGUUCAGUAAAGUGAUUCUUGAAAAGGGGUCUUUGUUUGUUGGAUGAGUUUGUUCCAUGUAAUUGGGUUUGGUUUGAAAUUGGGGAACUUACUGUUGACUCUAUGUUGGUGGUUAGUGUCUUUGAUGUCCAUGAAUUGGUUAAAUAAUGGUGAAGUUAUGAGUAGCAAGACUUUGCUUGGUGAUGGGGAGCAGAUAUUGAUGAAAUUGUGGGAAGGUAUAGCAGAGGUGAGUGGUAAGAUUUACCAUUGUUACCCUCAGUAUGUCGUAGGAAAGAAGUGGUGGAGGAAGCUUUUGAUAGCAUGGGUAUUAUUUUGGAUAGUUGUAUCUUUUUCAGUAUUCUGGUACAUGAGCACUCAAGCUUUUGACAAGAGAAAAGAAACACUUGCAAGUAUGUGUGAUGAGAGGGCUCGGAUGUUACAGGAUCAGUUCAAUGUUAGCAUGAAUCAUGUGCAGGCCAUGUCCAUUCUCAUUUCUACUUUCCACCAUGCCAGGAACCCUUCUGCUAUUGAUCAGGGUACUUUUGCAAGAUAUACAGAAAGAACAGCGUUCGAGAGGCCUCUUACAAGUGGGGUAGCAUAUGCAGUAAGAGUGAUCCACUCAGAAAGAAAAGAGUUUGAGAAGCAACAAGGUUGGAGUAUUAGGAGAAUGGAUACACUUGAACAAACUCCAGUUCACAAAGAUGACGAGUAUGAUAGAGAUGGCCUGGAGCCAUCACCAGUUCAGGCGGAAUAUGCCCCUGUUAUUUUUGCACAGGAUACUAUUGCACAUGUAAUUUCUGUUGAUAUGCUCUCUGGAGAGGAAGAUCGCGAGAAUGUUUUACGUGCGAGGGAAUCAGGAAAGGGUGUUCUCACGGCUCCCUUCAGGCUACUUAAAACAAAUCGCCUUGGAGUGAUAAAGACAUUUGCAGUUUACAAAACUGAUCUUCCUUCUAAUGCAACUCCAAAUGAAAGGAUCCAAGCAACUGACGGGUAUCUUGGUGGAGUCCUUGACAUUGAGUCACUUGUAGAGAAGCUUCUUCAGCAGCUUGCAAGCAAGCAAACUAUCCUUGUAAAUGUGUAUGAUACAACUAAUAUCUCCCACCCUAUUAGCAUGUAUGGUUCGAAUGUGUCAAGUGAUGGUGUGAAGCAUGUCAGUGCCCUCAACUUUGGCGAUCCAUUUCGAAGGCAUGAGAUGCGUUGCAGAUUCAAACAGAAACCACCAUGGCCUUGGCUAGGCAUCACAACUGCAACAGGAAUCCUUGUAAUUGCAUUGCUUAUUGGGCAAAUCUUUCAUGCAACAAUAAAUAGAAUAGCCAAAGUUGAGGAUGAUUAUCAUGAGAUGAUGGUGCUGAAAAAGCGUGCUGAAGCUGCUGACGUUGCAAAAUCACAGUUUCUCGCUACUGUUUCCCACGAGAUCAGGACCCCCAUGAAUGGUGUUCUUGGCAUGCUUCAUAUGCUUAUGGACACCAAUCUAGAUGUGACACAACAAGAUUAUGUCAGUACAGCUCAGGCCAGUGGUAAAGCUUUAGUUUCACUAAUAAAUGAGGUUUUGGACCAAGCAAAGAUAGAAUCUGGUAAGCUUGAGCUUGAGGCAGUCUGUUUUGAUGUGAGAGCUACUCUGGAUGAGGUUCUCUCGCUCUUUUCGGGGAAAUCUCAAGAAAAAGGAGUUGAGUUGGCAGUUUACAUCUCUGAUAAGGUUCCCGAUGUGCUCAUUGGUGACCCUGGACGGUUUCGUCAGAUUAUCACAAACUUGAUGGGAAACUCUAUCAAAUUCACUGAGAAAGGUCAUAUAUUUGUGAUGGUCCAUCUUGUCGAGGAAGUGAUUGAGUCAUCUGAGGAGUUCAAGAUGGAAUCGUCGUUAAAGUGCACUUUGAGUGGAUUGCAUGUAGCCGAUAAACGACAGAGCUGGAGAAGUUUUGUAGCUUUCAAUCAAGAAGGAUCUGCUUCUUUCACAUCUUCCUCACUGGGUCAGAUCAAUCUGAUAGUUUCAGUAGAAGACACUGGUGUAGGAAUUCCUUUAGAAGCUCAAUCUCGUAUAUUCACCCCCUUCAUGCAGGUUGGUCCUUCUAUUGCUCGCAUCCAUGGGGGAACAGGUAUUGGACUUAGCAUAAGCAAAUGUUUGGUUCAACUUAUGAAGGGUGAAAUUGGAUUUGUAAGUUUGCCAAAAAUUGGAUCCACCUUUACUUUUACUGCUGUUUUCACCAAUGGCCGCUGUAAUUGGAAUGAGCAGAAGAGCCAACAAAUCAACAAUCCGUCAAACUCUGUUUCUUCAGAAUUCCAUGGCAUGAGAGCCUUAAUUGUUGACCCAAGAACUGUCCGUGCUAGGGUCUCACAGUAUCACAUGAAACGACUUGGAGUUCAUUCUGAAGUGGUUUCAGAUUUGAAUCACGGUUUGUCUUACUUAAGAACUGACAACAGGGUCACAAAUAUGAUCCUCAUUGAACAGGAGAUCUGGGAUACUGAUUUGGGAAUGUCAAGUCUCUUUGUCAAAAACUUAAGAGAUAUCGAUGCUAAUGUCCCUCCUAAACUAUUUAUAUUAGCUAACUCUAUAAAUUCUAGCCGAGUUGGUGUAGCCAAUGGUUUUUCUACUCCAUUUGUCAUCAUGAAGCCACUAAGGGUGAGUAUGCUUGCUGCAUCGCUCCAACGUGCCAUGGGUGUUGGUAACAAAGGGAAUUGCACGAAUGGAGAGCUCUCCGGUUCUUCUCUUUCCAAGCUCCUUCAAGGGAGAAAAAUUUUGGUUGUGGAUGACAAUAAUGUGAACCUUAGAGUAGCUGCUGCUGCGCUGAAGAAGUAUGGUGCUGAUGUUGUCUGCACAGACAGUGGAAAAAAGUCAAUCACUUUCUUAAAACCACCUCAUCAGUUUGAUGCAUGUUUCAUGGAUAUUCAGAUGCCAGAAAUGGAUGGGUUUGCAGCUACAAAGAGAAUCCGCGACAUGGAAUCUGACAUCAAUAGCCGUAUCCAACUUGGACAACUUCCUGUUGAAGCUUAUGGAAAUGCUUCAAGCUGGAAAGUGCCCAUUUUGGCCAUGACUGCUGACGUGAUUCAAGCUACAAAUGAACAGUGUCAGAAAUGUGGAAUGGAUGGUUAUGUGUCGAAGCCAUUUGAGGCUGAGCAACUUUAUCAAGAAGUGUCACGCUUUUUUCACGUCAAACCAAAUCAGAAUAGCUGAAGAGUAUUCGUGGUGAAUUCUUGUGAUUGCCGUCUAGUGGAAACGCCAUUUUCUUCAUGGUGCCCAAACUUGAUUACUACUGCAAGUUAGGAGUGCGAAUCUCCGAAACUUAACAGACAAUGUACAUAAAACUUCAAGGAUUGCUUUUGGAUUCUUUGUUGGGGUCUGAUCUGACAUCUUACAAGCUUGAGGAGCAGAGGACUUGGAUGUAACCACUUGAACUUCUGCUUCUCUCAUCAAGAAAAAACCUUUCUUAAAGAGUUCUCAAUCCUUUUGAUGGCUAGUCUCUUGAGGAAUGGAUGAUGCUUGUACCACAGAGAGUGAUCUAGUUGAUAUAGGAACAAACAUUGUUUGUCAACAGAAAUACGUUUCAUGUGUAUAUUCUCAAAUCCUAUAUGGCAUAUAGGAAAGUAGUCAUUAGGUAAAAAGUUAGUUCAGUCAUAGUUGGCAUAAACAUAGGGACAGCAAACAGCUGAAUUGCUUCUUUUGCCUUGGUGUAUAGUACAAAGAACCAUGUUUGAUGUAGGACAUUUCGAUGUCAAGUAUAAAGUAAGCAUCCAAAUGUUGCUUCUGCAGAUGCACAAUUCCUGCAUAA